This is a messenger RNA of Dibothriocephalus latus, 636 nucleotides long. NCBI's taxonomy places the organism in Eukaryota, Metazoa, Platyhelminthes, Cestoda, Diphyllobothriidea, Diphyllobothriidae. The record is from the annotation of a GenBank genome assembly.
AUGGGAAAAUCCCCGAAGGGGAAGGGCUCCAAUGGAAAAAGCAACUCACCCGGCAGUAAGGGUUCAAAGGGCAAAAAUGUCCCGGAAGAGCCUCCAGUCGAGCGGGGCAUGCAAACCGACUCUGGCGGCUUCUGUUACCUGUGCUGCGUGGAUUUCAGUGAUGGUGCCGCCAUACAAGCCCACACGCUACUGAUGGACCACAGACCCCCCUACGACAUCAGUCAUCAGCACUGUAGAGGCUGCAAAGACACCGUUUUUAUGAAAUGGACUGAAAAACACAAGUGCGCCCUCGCUAAGGCUGCCUACCUACGUCAUGUCAGCUCCAAUGUCUCGCUGCCUGGCGGUCCACCCUACAGAUGCCUUUUCUGUCGCAGCCGACCUUUCAGUUCACGCAUCGAAUUAACUGUCCACCUGCUGGUCUAUCAUCGACCCGCAAGGCAACCGGGGGCUCUGGAGUCCAGGAGGACCUACGAUCCGGUUCCCGAGCUACUCAAUGAAGACUUUUCCGCGGAAGCUAUCGCAGCCAUGCUGGCUGCACAGACGGGGGGCGACGACAAUUCCAAGUCUUCGAAGAGCAAAUCAGGAAAGGACAAGAGUAAGGGGAAGGAUAAGUCUUCAUCGAAAAAGAAGAAGUAA